GUCACAUACUUUGUUGAGCAACCGAGAAAAAACCCCCUCCUUCACCCCCUAAUCCCCCCUGACCAUUAAAUGAUGAGUGUCUACUACAGCAUUCUUAUCAUUUAUUUGUCUUAUAUAUUCAGUGAUUCUUGUGGUUGAUUGUUGUUGUGAAACUUGUCUGAAGAGAAAUUUUCAGUAAAUAUAAAGUAAAUACGGAAUGUUGGUUUAUAGUUCUUUUCACAUCGAACUUGUUGAAAAUCUAAUUUUUGAAAAUAAUCCAUAGUUUUUGAAGAUUUAAAAUCCGAUAGUGUGUAAGCUAGUUAAGAUGUCUUAAGUACGAUCAAGAUUCAGGAUACGAAGUGCAUCUGAUAAAGGCGCCAUUAAUACGUUCUUUGUUUGUUGUUCCGUUAUUUGUAGUAAUAACGACAUACUAACCAAAUAGGUUAUAUUAUAAGUGUAGUGAAGAAGAAAGGAAGAGACAAAAUACUGUGCGAGAGAAAUUAGUUUGGAUUAUUUACAGUUCCCAUUGUCAUAUAUUAUUCAUUACAAAUAUAGAAAGAAAAUGAGAUUGGAAAAGGAUUUGGUUAUUCGUAGAAGCAGACCAACAAUGAUAUCAGCUAAAUAUCGAGCUAGAGAGGAGCGCCGCAGACUUAUGAAAAUAUCAGCUAUUAAACUAAAGCGUAUAGAAGAUCCUGAAACAAGUUUAUGUAGAUCAGUUUUAAUAAAUAAUGCAGUCAGAAGAUUACAACAUGAAAAUCGAGAUGAGAAAGCAAGGAAUUUGAAUCUACCAGUUGUUUCUUAUCUCCAUGGUUCAUCUAAAGAAAACAACAUCUCCAGAAACAUUCUUAUUGAUGUUGUGGAUAGUAAUAUUUCACCAAGAAAAAGGUUAAGCGAUACCGAAAGAACUGACAAUUCGAAGAGGCAAAAAGAUAGUGAUAUUAAUCUUCAAGAGGACGUAUUCAGUGAUUUUUAUAUCCUUCCCUCGUCACCAAGAUUAUUGCCUCAAUUCGAUAAUAUGUCAGAAACGCAAACGUCAGAUUAUAGACCGAUUGAAUUAUUUGAAAAUAGACAUAGCAUUGAAACUUACAAUUCUAGUUACAAUCCUGUCUACAACAGUCACAGUACUAAUUUAGAUAAUUCCGUAUUUACUUCUUUAAAUAAUUCUCCAAGAAAUAAUAACGUUGACAUAAUGGAUAUUAAUGAAAUUGAUUCGGAAAGAAUUUGUGGUUAUGCAAGAUUCACUGAUUCAUCAAAAACACUUGAAGAGCAUUUAGUCGAGCUACAAACUUUAGAUGAUCAAUUUGAUUUAACAAAAUUCGAGCGUAAUAAUAAUCAAAGUUGUGGUAGAGCUUUCCAUGAUAUUCAAACUUUUCAUAGUCUUGUACCAGGAUUGGAAACUUAAGAAUUUGAACAAUUUGGAACGAUUUUACCAUAUUCUAUUAAUAUUUCACCAAGUGAUAAAUUCAUGAUACAAUAUUAAUUAGAAAUUAUUUUUUUGAUCUAUACUUAAAGCAAUUAAUUAAUAUAAUCAUAUUAACCAAUUUUAAUUUUAAAUAAUAAUUGAUGCAAUUAAUUUAAUUAUAUUAUUAUACAGUUGGCAUUUUACAAUUGGUUAAUGUUAAAUAAGUAAAGCCCAUGAAGCUUCCUAAGUGGAAAAAUCACUUCCGUUUUGAAAUAAAAUCGUUCAAAAUAACAGUAAAUAGUUACAGCAUAUAUAAUAAAUAAAAAAUACUAUUAUUUUGUAAAUCUAUAAAAAUAUAAUUAAAAUCUUUUAAUUUAUAAUACAAUACCAAUCUAUUUUUGAAAUCUGAAAAGGAGUAUAGUUUUAUUUGCCAGUUGGAAAAUAAUUUUUUUUUACUAAUUUUCUUUUUAGUCAUAAAAAUGAGUCAAUACAGACGAGAAAAAUGUUGACAUUAUUAUAAAAUUAAAUUUUUCAGAACACAAAAUGUAUUGCCCGAAAAAUUAUUCUAAGAAUUUAAUACAGAUAAGAUAAUUUUUUAAGCUCUAAUAAUAAAUAUAAUGGAACGAAAAGCCAUGCACGAUUUGCAAUGUCUGUUAUGCUAUUAAAGAUUAAUAAAGUUAAAGAAAAGUUUUAUUUGCACAGUUUCAAUCUAAUGUAUAAGAUACUCAAUUUUUAAGAUUAAAAUGCGCAUAAAUAAUAUGAAAUCGUUGAAUUUGUAUUUUAAAAGGUUUAUGUCUAUGGCAUUUGUGAAAAAAAACUUUUUUAAAUGUCUUUCAAAUUAGGGUAACUGCACCAGUGGUGGAUCAGUUAAGCCCCUUAACUUUCUUAUUUUGACUUUGAAGUUCUGUAUAGGUUGCUUUUAGACAAAUUCGAGGUUAUUCUUUAUAGUAUUAUGGACCAGAUAGUUCCAAUAGACAUUUCCUUCAAGGUUAGAUUUGAUUUUGACACCUACGUUUACUUUAAUGCUCCAUCAAAGAUAAUUUGUCAAUGAUCCUAUUCUGGAUCACUGUUUGCACCAGUCAUGGUUAUAGAUUGCUCCAGUGGUGGAUCACUUAAAAAAUCAUACUAAAAAACAUUGCAUUUCAAAAUUACGAGACUGAGACGUUUUGCAACUUUUAUAAGGCUUUACGGACAGAUUUUCAAAUUCACUUUCCUAUCCAUAUCCCCUCCUCUUUCAUUUCUAUAGGUAUAAUGUGACUAAAUGUUAAUUAAUCAUCUUUUUAUUAGAAUUUUUGCUAAUAAAUAAAUAGAAACUCUUAAAGCUUCAGUUAACAAUUAAUAAACAUUUGAAUUAGUGUUAACUAAAAUUUAACUCAUAAAAUUUUCAAUAAAACAAUGCGUCAACAGGCGAAAAGUAGGACUGAUCCACCACUAGAUUUUGUUACUUUUUUGGUUCCAGUCGUGGAUCACCCCAAAACAAUGGACACGCGCUACUUACAGACGUAAAUAUUGUUCUCAGGGCUCUAUGGGGAUGAAACGAAAUGCCUCCUAUUGUGAAAAGAAUUAAAAAUUGUCCUAAAAUGGCUCCAAAGCUUUCUAUUCCAAAAUAUACUCUUAACUUACAUGCUAAGGAAAACUCUUGUUUUCUGUCACCACUUUAGUAAUUGUUGUCCUGCUUUCUUCGCGAUGAAUUUAAAAAUUUUUUUAAAUUGUAAUAUUGAUCUGUAUAACUUUCUUAACAAUUACCGACA
Molecule: messenger RNA, 3132 nt
Organism: Leptopilina boulardi
Lineage: Eukaryota; Metazoa; Arthropoda; Insecta; Hymenoptera; Figitidae
Exons: 3
Coding region: 542-1381 (279 amino acids)
Source: RefSeq, a predicted model, not a curated record